Molecule: messenger RNA, 3982 nt
Organism: Mustela erminea (ermine)
Lineage: Eukaryota; Metazoa; Chordata; Mammalia; Carnivora; Mustelidae
Gene: RAPGEF4
Product: Rap guanine nucleotide exchange factor 4
Exons: 28
Coding region: 728-3331 (867 amino acids)
Biological process (GO): Ras protein signal transduction; positive regulation of GTPase activity
Cellular component (GO): plasma membrane
Molecular function (GO): guanyl-nucleotide exchange factor activity
Source: RefSeq, a predicted model, not a curated record
UAAACGGGAGGCUUCCAAGGUGGGCUGGUAUUUCAGGUAAAUAUUCAGUGGCCCUGAGCAGGGAGACCAGACUGCAUGACCCAGCCUCAGACGCACAGUCUGCCUGUUAGUACACCUCAUCGGAGGACUGGCUGGAACCUAAAAGCCAAGGGACGUGCUUUCUCCCAAGUCAGAAGUCUGUGCUUACUUUUGGCAACUUUGGAGCUUGUACUGUAGGGUUACUUCCCAGGCCAGAAAUUUGCAUCAAAGGGCUAAGAAAAAUACAUCCAAAAAUAAACAUGAAAGCCAAGAUUUCAUGCCAGGAACUCCAGCCACACACAUCCUGUUGGCUGGUUGUCUUGACUCUCCUCACAGUUGUGAUUCUUUUAAACGAAGCGGAAGCCUGCUCCGAUGACUUGGACCUCAUGUCUGCUCCAGGGUCUCACUCCUCUGUCCUCGAGCUUUUCCAUAGCGUGGCGCAAUGAUUCAAAUCCAGAAAGGAAGGGAGUGAAGUUAUUAGGAGGUAACUAAAGUUAAAUAUAUGUGUAUGUGUAGAGGAAGUCUUUUCCUACUGUCUUUGGCUGCCUGAGCUUUUCUGGAGAACCACCAGCACCAGACUGAGAUCCUUUUAACACUAACAGAUACAAACAAGGAGUUAUCGGCAAUGAAGGUGUAUUUUGUUGUCCAGAUAAAGGACAGAUAUUCACUGGAUGUCUGGGAACUCUGAGAGACUGGAAAAGAAGGACAUAUGCCCUAUCAGAAAUAUCGACAGUACAUGGCAGGACUUCUGGCUCCUCCUUAUGGUGUUAUGGAAACGGGCUCUAACAAUGACAGGAUUCCUGACAAGGAGAACACACCUCUCAUUGAACCUCACGUUCCUCUUCGUCCUGCUAACACCAUUAGCAAGGUCCCUUCAGAGAAGAUCCUCAGGGCUGGAAAAAUUUUACGAAAUGCCAUUCUCUCUCGAGCACCUCACAUGAUAAGAGAUAGAAAAUACCACCUGAAGACGUACAGGCAGUGCUGUGUGGGGACCGAGCUGGUGGACUGGAUGCUGCAGCAGACUUCAUGCGUUCACUCCCGAACUCAGGCUGUUGGCAUGUGGCAGGUGCUGGUGGAGGAAAAUGUUCUCAACCACGUGGACCAGGAGCACCACUUCCAAGACAAAUAUUUAUUUUAUCGAUUUCUGGAUGACGAGCACGAGGAUGCCCCCUUGCCUACUGAGGAGGAGAAGAAGGAGUGUGAUGAGGAGCUGCAGGACACCAUGCUGCUGCUGUCGCAGAUGGGCCCUGACGCCCACAUGAGGAUGAUCCUCCGCAAACCACCUGGCCAGAGGACUGUGGAUGACCUAGAGAUUAUCUAUGAAGAGCUCAUUCACAUUAAGGCCUUAUCCCAUCUGUCUACCACAGUGAAACGAGAGUUAGCAGGGGUCCUCAUUUUUGAAUCUCAUGCCAAAGGAGGAACUGUGCUGUUUAACCAGGGGGAAGAAGGCACCUCCUGGUACAUUAUUCUAAAAGGAUCAGUGAAUGUAGUCAUUUACGGCAAGGGUGUGGUCUGUACCCUGCAUGAAGGGGAUGACUUUGGCAAGUUAGCACUGGUCAAUGACGCGCCAAGAGCUGCUUCUAUCGUCUUGAGAGAAGACAAUUGUCACUUCUUAAGGGUAGACAAGGAGGAUUUCAACCGGAUCCUGAGGGACGUUGAGGCGAAUACAGUCAGACUUAAAGAACAUGACCAAGAUGUCUUGGUGCUGGAGAAGGUCCCAGCAGGGAACAGGGCUUCUAAUCAAGGAAACUCACAGCCUCAGCAAAAGUAUACUGUGAUGUCAGGAACACCUGAAAAAAUUUUAGAGCAUUUUCUAGAAACAAUACGCCUUGAGCCAGCUUUAAAUGAAGCAACAGAUUCUGUUUUAAAUGACUUUGUUAUGAUGCACUGUGUUUUUAUGCCAAAUACCCAGCUUUGCCCUGCCUUGGUGGCCCAUUACCACGCCCAGCCCUCACAAGGUACGGAGCAGGAGAAAAUGGAUUACACCCUCAACAACAAGAGGCGUGUCAUCCGCCUGGUGCUGCAGUGGGCCGCCGUGUAUGGAGACGUCCUACAAGAGGAUGACGUGGCCGUGGCUUUCCUCGAGGAGUUUUAUGUGUCUGUGUCAGAUGAUGCCCGGAUGAUUGCCGCCCUCAAGGACCAAUUGCCCGAGUUGGAGAAGAUUGUCAAGCAAAUUUCAGAAGAUGCAAAGGCUCCACAAAAGAAGCACAAAGUUCUUUUGCAACAGUUCAACACAGGCGAUGAGAGAGCCCAAAAGCGCCAGCCUAUCCGCGGCUCGGAUGAAGUUCUGUUUAAAGUCUACUGCCUGGACCACACCUACACAACCAUUCGGGUGCCAGUGGCUGCCUCGGUGAAGGAAGUCAUCAGCGCAGUUGCCGACAAACUGGGCUCCGGGGAAGGCCUGAUCAUCGUCAAGAUGAGCUCUGGAGGAGAAAAGGUGGUGCUCAAACCUAAUGAUGUUUCAGUAUUUACGACGCUCACCAUUAAUGGACGCCUAUUUGCUUGCCCGCGAGAGCAAUUCGAUUCACUGACUCCCUUGCCAGAGCAGGAAGGCCCAACUGUUGGAACAGUGGGAACUUUUGAACUGAUGAGUUCCAAAGAUUUAGCGUACCAGAUGACCAUUUAUGAUUGGGAACUCUUCAACUGUGUGCACGAGCUGGAGCUAAUCUAUCACACAUUUGGAAGGCAUAAUUUUAAAAAGACCACAGCAAACUUGGAUUUGUUCCUGAGGAGAUUUAAUGAAAUUCAGUUUUGGGUUGUCACUGAGAUUUGCCUUUGUUCCCAGCCCAGCAAGCGUGUUCAGCUCUUAAAAAAAUUUAUUAAGAUCGCAGCCCACUGUAAGGAGUACAAAAAUCUGAAUUCCUUUUUUGCCAUCGUCAUGGGACUAAGUAAUGUUGCUGUGAGCCGCUUGGCACUCACGUGGGAGAAACUGCCAAGCAAGUUCAAGAAGUUCUAUGCGGAGUUUGAAAGUUUAAUGGAUCCUUCUAGAAACCACAGGGCCUACAGGCUGACUGUAGCUAAGCUGGAGCCGCCUCUCAUCCCCUUCAUGCCUUUGCUCAUUAAAGAUAUGACAUUUACUCAUGAGGGGAACAAGACGUUCAUUGACAAUCUAGUAAACUUUGAAAAAAUGCGCAUGAUUGCAAAUACUGCCAGAACAGUGAGAUACUGCAGGAGCCAAGCCUUCAACCCCGAUGCAGCACAAGCUAGUAAGAACCAUCAGGAUGUCCGGAGUUAUGUACGGCAAUUAAAUGUGAUUGACAACCAGAGAACUUUAUCACAGAUGUCACACAGAUUAGAGCCUCGUCGACCAUAGACAUUUAAAGUGCCCAGAACAAUGGUUUGCCUCCAGUCCACAGUUUUUCAAAAAUGCCAUUUACGCUACUACUGACUGUCUUGUCACUAGAAAAUUCUACAAAACAAGCAGACACGCAGCCGGAGACAUCUCAGGGCUGCGGCUUACCAGCGUCCUGACAAGAGAAGAAAUUCUUUGACUUGCAUAAAACGUUCGCACUCUAGCUUAGGACCCUCCAAUUUGUGGUCACCCUAUUUUAUUUCCAAUUGUGCCAUCCUCUUUGCUGAAAUAUAAAUUAAGUCCCACACGAAGAGCUUGGUGGGAAUACCAUUGUCAAGAGACAUAGCACGUCCCUGAUGGUUCUCCUCAGAGAACUGGCAGGGGAGAUACGCUACAAAUAGCGUUUACGUGACUACGUUUGUGGUGGUCUAGUUUCACAGUUUUUAAUCUCAACACCUUGAUUUGGAGCAUGAGGUUGGAAGGUGUUGAAGAAUCAUGUAAAUCUAAAUCAUAAGCUGUAUUCUAGCAUCUUCAUAGUCUUACCUCUGAAGGAGUUAAACCCCACCACACUACUAUAAAACAUUAUGGCUAUUUAUGUAAUUUAGGGAGGACUGGUCUGUAAUUUCUGAAUGAUAUCUAGAAUAAUAUUUAUGUUUACAAUGUAACUUUUUU